AUGAUUACCUCUCACAUCGUUCUUUAUAAGCAACACGGAGAACCUAAAGACGUCCUUGAGACUCACUCCUACCAGAUCGACGAAACCAAGAUCGGCAAUGAUCAGGUCAUUGUGAAGACAUUGGCCUCUCCCAUCAAUCCCAGUGAUAUCAACCAGAUCCAGGGUGUAUACCCAUCGAAGCCCAAGCCAACCACCGAAUUUGGAACCACCGAGCCUGCUCUGGUCUGUGGUAACGAAGGCUUGUUCGAGGUGAUUCAUACUGGUGCAGGUGUCAAGGACUUCCAAGUCGGUGACUGGGUCAUCCCUGCUCUGGUGAAUUUGGGUACUUGGAGAACCCACGCAUUGGAGGACUCGUCCAAGUUUAUUAAGCUCAGAAAUCCGGAGCAAUCGAAGGCUGCAGGUAAGCCUCAGGGUUUGACCUACAACCAAGGUGCUACCAUUAGCGUCAAUCCGCUUACUGCCUACUUGAUGUUGACCCACUACGUCAAGCUCACUCCAGGAAAGGACUGGUUUAUCCAAAACGGUGGAAAUUCUGCGGUUGGCCAGUACGCUUCCCAGAUCGGUAAGUUGCUUGGUAUCAAUUCUAUCAGUGUGGUUAGAGAUAGAGACAACUUGCAGGAGUUGGUUGCGGAAUUGGAGGCGAAAGGAGCCACCCAUGUGAUCACCGAAGAACAGAACUCCAGCCGUGAGUACAGCUCCACCAUCAAGGACUGGGUCAAGGAGACUGGUGGAGAAAUUAAAUUGGCAUUCAACUGUGUGGGUGGAAAAAACUCCACUGGUGUAGCACGCAAGUUGGCCAACAAUGGCCUUAUGUUGACCUACGGUGGUAUGUCGUUCCAGCCAGUCAUCUUGCCUACCUCCUUGCACAUCUUCAAGAACAUCACUAGUGCUGGUUUCUGGGUGACUGCGUUGUUGGCCAACAACCAGGAGUUGAAACAGGAAACGUUGGCCAAGAUUGUGGACUGGUAUGAGCAGGGCAAGUUGGUUGAUGCUUCUUCCACCGAAGUCAAGUUCGACGGCGAAAAGAAAUUGAGCGAGUUGUACUUGUCGGGAAUUACUGGCAAGGGGAAGCACUUGGUUACCUACUGA
Molecule: messenger RNA, 1089 nt
Organism: Suhomyces tanzawaensis NRRL Y-17324
Lineage: Eukaryota; Fungi; Ascomycota; Pichiomycetes; Serinales; Debaryomycetaceae
Gene: ETR1
Product: Etr1p
Exons: 1
Coding region: 1-1089 (362 amino acids)
Biological process (GO): fatty acid metabolic process
Cellular component (GO): mitochondrion
Molecular function (GO): trans-2-enoyl-CoA reductase (NADPH) activity
Source: RefSeq, a predicted model, not a curated record